AUGCCGCUUCCCCAUCCACCACAGCUCAUCCACCACCUCGACCACCACCUUGACCACCACCGCCCGCCCUCCUCCGCGUUAUCCUCCUCCUCCUCCGCCACCUCUUCUCAGCGUUACCAUCACUAUAGCCACCACGCCCGUUUGUCGAAGAAAACACCAAGCGUCUACCGUUGCGUUAAUUCCGAUUCAUUUCUUGUUUACCAUCGACGUGCUGGAGCCGGAAUUGGCUUAGCAAGCCCCAACCAGCUCAUGUUGUUGAUGGAAGAGAAGCAAUGGAUUACGGUCCAGCAGAAGACAUUCACAAAAUGGCUCAAUAACAAAUUAAAAGUUCGAGACCUCGCAAUUGAGGACUUAGUGAAGGAUCUUUCUGAUGGGGUUAUCCUCAUUCACAUACUUGAGAUUCUGGGAAACGAAUCCCUCGGUCGAUAUGCGUCCAAACCCAAACUGCGAGUCCAGAAAUUCGAGAAUGCUAAUAAGAGCCUUGACUACAUCAAGGGGCGGGGGAUACAGAUGACAAACAUUGGCGCUGAAGAUAUAGUGGAUGGCAAUAGAAAGAUUAUUCUCGGGCUGAUAUGGACCCUUAUCCUACGAUUUACGAUUAGCGACAUCAGCGAGGAGGGAAUGACGGCGAAAGAAGGGCUGUUGUUGUGGUGUCAGCGGAAAACAGCUUGCUAUCCAGGAGUAGAAGUUAGAGAUUUUUCGACAAGCUGGAAUGAUGGACUGGCUUUUUGCGCAUUGCUUGAUAUCCAUAGACCCGAUCUAAUCGAUUUCGAUUCUCUGGAUAAAAAUGACCACAGGGGCAAUAUGCAGCUGGCUUUUGAUAUUGCGUCGAACCAUAUCGGUAUACCUGAUUUGCUUGACGUGGAGGACGUCUGCGACGUCGCAAAACCCGACGAGCGAUCGCUCAUGACCUAUAUCGCCUAUUGGUUCCAUGCAUUUUCGCAGCUUGAAAGAGUGGAAAAUGCAGGUCGACGGGUGGAGAAAUUUGUUAUGAACAUGCAGGGAGCCUGGGAGAUGCAGAACUCCUUUGAGCGCAGAAUGAAAGAGCUUCUUCAGGCUAUUAGAGGACAACGCGCUGAAUGGCGUGAAUCGUCGUUCAAGGGAACUUAUGCGGAUGCUAAAGAGCAGGCAAGUAAGUUUGGGGCGUAUAAGAGAAACCAGAAGAGGAAGUGGGUUGCGGAGAAAUCCGAUCUUGCGGCUCUACUGGGGAAUAUCAAAACGAAACUUAGCACAUAUCGUCUUAGGGCCUAUGAGCCACCUCCGGAAUUGAGACUCGAAGUCCUGGACCAGGAAUGGAGCGCCCUAACCCAGAAUGAACGUGAACGCAGUCAGCUAAUAAAUGAAACCAUCCGCGAUAUUAAAAAUUCCCUGCGACGUUCGUUCGCUGACAAGGCGAAUGAUUUUGCAUUGACCCUUAAUACAUUAUCCCUUGCUAUUUCUGGUCUUGAAGGAGAUGUCGAGGACCAGCUAUCGCAUGUACGACGCCUCAACGAUAACCUCCCUCCGCUAGACGCUUUCUUGGAAACUAUAGCUGAGUUGGAGGAACGGUGUAUAGAGGCCAACAUUGAGGAAAAUGAUUUCACCACAUAUACAUACGACGAGCUUGCAUAUGAGCUUGGAUUGGUCAAAUCGAGUGUCAGCAAAAAGCUAGCUUUCUUGGAAAACCAGACAGUGGCAAGAAACAUGACCAAUCUAACUCCGAUCCAACUUGAAGAAUUUGAGUCUGUCUUUAGACAUUUUGACCGAGACUCUUCCAAUACCCUCCAUGAGAUUGAGUUUUCAGCUGCUUUGGCGAGUUUGGGCUUAGUUUACGAUGAGGAUGAGAUGCAUGAAGUUUUUCUGGAGACUUGUGGGCAAACAAGAGUUGAGCGGAACGCAGGCGUCAGCUUUGAGCAGUUCAUUCGGUUCAUGGUCAGUGUUACGGAGGACCAGAACACGGCAGAACAGGUCUUUCAGAGUUUCAAAGAGGUGGCUGAUGGAAAGCCGUAUGUCACAGAACUCGACCUUCGACAUUCCCUCAUUCCCGAGGAGCUUAUCGAUAACCUUCUGGAAUCCAUGCCACGACAUGAUGGCCCGGAUCUUUUGGAGGAUCGAGACGUACCCAAGUAUGAUUAUAUCACGUUCAUGGAGAACAUGAUGAACGGCGGCGACGAUGAUGGCGAUGAUGAUGACGAUGAUGAGCGUGGCGAUAGCAGGAAUAGCCGCCAAGUGAAAGAUUUCUAA
Histoplasma capsulatum G186AR is the source of this 2223-nucleotide messenger RNA. RefSeq names its product alpha-actinin. Gene Ontology annotation, molecular function: calcium ion binding; actin lateral binding. The record is from RefSeq and is a predicted model, not a curated record. The transcript has 4 exons. NCBI's taxonomy places the organism in Eukaryota, Fungi, Ascomycota, Eurotiomycetes, Onygenales, Ajellomycetaceae. Gene Ontology annotation, biological process: actin cytoskeleton organization; actin filament bundle assembly. Bases 1 to 2223 code for a protein of 740 amino acids. Gene Ontology annotation, cellular component: plasma membrane; cortical actin cytoskeleton; cell projection.